AUGAACAAACUAAGCAUGAUCGACCUUUCUUCUAAUUGGCUUUCGGGUGAAAUCCCGCACUGCUUUGGUAACAUAAAGCUGGAGGUAAACAAGGAGAAGUCUGACAUGGGUAUAGAAGCAACCGAUUAUCUAUAUGACACAUUGGCAUAUGAUAUGGACGAGUUUGAUUUAGAAAUGGACUAUCAUGUGCAUUAUUUCGAAAAUCCGGAUUAUAUCCAAUUAGCCGAUAUGCCAAUUACAGCGACAUUUGUCACAAAGAGAAAUUCUUAUUCUUACAAAGGCAACAUCCUCAAUUACAUGUCAGGAAUUGAUCUCUCUUCUAAUAAAUUACAUGGUGAAAUUCCGGAUGCCCUUGGGAACUUAAGUGAGAUCCGCUCACUCAACUUAUCCCACAACAAUCUUGUUGGAACAAUUCCAGCAACAUUCUCAAACUUACAUCAGAUUGAGAGCUUAGAUCUCUCCUAUAAUAGCUUAAGUGGGAGGAUCCCCACUGGUCUGAUCGAGUUAAAUGCUUUGGCAGUCUUCAAUGUGACGCAUAACAAUUUAACAGGUAGGAUACCUGAUAAACGUCAGUUUGGAACCUUUAACGAAGAUAGCUAUCUGGAAAAUCCUCAUCUUUGUGGUCGUCCAUUAUCUGUCGAUUGUACUAGCACUGGAUCAAGACCUGUCCUGCCAUCUGCAGAUGAUGAAAGUGAGGAGCACUGUUUCAUGGACAUGGAGUACUUCUACAUAAGCUUCAUCAUCUUUGAGAAGAACCCGACCACAAUCAAGAACUAUGGUAUCUGGUUACGGUACCUAAGUAGGACUGGUUAUCAUAACAUGUACAAAGAGUACCGUGAUACAACUUUGAAUGGUGCCGUAGAACAGAUGUACACUGAAAUGGCUUCUCGUCAUCGCCAUCAUUGCAUCCAAAUUAUCAAGACAGGCACUACCCCGGCUAAACUUUGCAAGAGGGAGAGCACUAAACAGUUCCAUAACUCUAAGAUCAAGUUUCCUUUGGUGUUCAGGAAGGUCCGGCCACCUACUAGGAAGCUCAAGACAACUUACAAAGCAUCAAGACCCAACUUGUUUAUGUAA
Molecule: messenger RNA, 1077 nt
Organism: Fraxinus pennsylvanica
Lineage: Eukaryota; Viridiplantae; Streptophyta; Magnoliopsida; Lamiales; Oleaceae
Source: the annotation of a GenBank genome assembly